GCGUUCAUAGCAACACCUGUGUUUAUAUCCGCGUACAGUGCUAAGUUUAUGUAGCAGGAAUGGAAGAAUGGUGCAGCAUGUUGCCUCAAGACUGGAUGAAAUAUGUGAACCAGGAGGUGAGAGUGACAGCGCAGGAUAAACAGCAGUAUGAAGGCUGGGUGUUCACUGUGGAUCCUGUUUCUGCCAGUGUGGUCCUUGUGACUUUCCAAGGAAAAGAAGGCGCGUCUGUGAAGGUGGUGCUGGGCCAUGCAGUGAAAGAAGUGCAGCUCCUCAGGGCAGGAGAUGAAGAUACAGAGAGGAAGAUGAAAUCUCUCUUCAUACCCAAUGUUAUUAAGAAUUUCAGCUCAGAGGAGCUUGAGGAAAGCAAGAAGAGCCUGCAUGCUUGGCUAGAGAAGAACCUGAUUCCUGUUACAGAUGAGGGUGAUGUCCUGCGAGUGGCCAACGUCCUCACUAUCAGCGCCCCAUACGAAGCCGAGCAGUGCAGUAGCAGCAAUGAAAUCAUCCUGGCGAGAGUGCAGAGUCUCGUCAAGAGCAAGGACCAGCAAUGAGGUCUUCAUGAUUAGCUUGGGUUGCCAGGUUGUGGCCUCUCUGUGAGAGCAGUUCAUGUGUACCCUCUGUCUUGAGGGAGAUCUAGAGUUAGAAAGGAUCUAAAAUGUAUUGCCUUAGAGUAAAGCACUUGACGUAUUCGAA
Messenger RNA from Trichomycterus rosablanca, 690 nucleotides. RefSeq names its product gem (nuclear organelle) associated protein 6 (gene gemin6). Gene Ontology annotation, cellular component: SMN complex; nucleus. The transcript is spliced from 2 exons. The coding region runs from base 60 to 548 and encodes 162 amino acids. NCBI's taxonomy places the organism in Eukaryota, Metazoa, Chordata, Actinopteri, Siluriformes, Trichomycteridae. The record is from RefSeq and is a predicted model, not a curated record. Gene Ontology annotation, biological process: spliceosomal snRNP assembly; spliceosomal complex assembly.